This is a messenger RNA of Acipenser ruthenus (sterlet), 8504 nucleotides long. Its product is annotated as kinetochore scaffold 1-like. Bases 192 to 8033 code for a protein of 2613 amino acids. The transcript has 30 exons. The record is from RefSeq and is a predicted model, not a curated record. Lineage: Eukaryota; Metazoa; Chordata; Actinopteri; Acipenseriformes; Acipenseridae. Gene Ontology annotation, biological process: attachment of spindle microtubules to kinetochore; cell division; protein localization to kinetochore. Gene Ontology annotation, cellular component: nucleus.
CAGGGAGCGGAAUUGGUGGUGACAGCAGUGACUACGCAUGCGUUUGGUAAGGCGGUUAAAUUUAAAAAAUGUAUCUGGAGGACAAUGCCAAGAGAAAGGAUUACUAAGAGUGUGUAUUAUUUGGAAAAAGACACAUAUAUCAUACAGAUACAUUUCCUUACUGUUGUAACAGCAGGUAUCUUCAUGCACAAAUGGAGGACCCUGGAUCUGUACAAAAUGAAAAUGGUCAGACUGAACUGAAACCGAAGAGGAGGAUCUCAUCAAUAUUGAAGGCACCUCGGAGUCCCCUUACGUCUAUUGGGCCUAUCAAUGACAGAGUUAAGGAGUGUCCAACAAAGCCAGCUGAAAAAAAACAGCGCAAAUCUCGGAGAGUCAGCUUUGCUGAGACCACAGGUGUAAAGGUGUUUGAGAAAGAUGCUACAGAGAUAACACUUUUGAAUAAUGCAGCAAAGGAAGUGGAAGGGGAGCAGCAGAAGAUGGACGCUGUUCAAGAUGUGAAACGACAAAUUACUGGUAUGGAAACAUUGCUUCAUGCUCCCAUCCAGGUUUCCCAGCAACAGUUUGGGGAAAACUACAAUGAACAAGUCAACGUCGAGAGAACCACGGGUGACAGGGCAAUUGUGUUUUCCGGUGAUAAUGAAGACAUGGAUAUGACCUACAGCCACACCGUUCUCAUUAAUGAAAAUCCAGCCAGUAAUGAAAAUCCUUCUUCAUCCAAAACUGGAAAAGUGGACUUUAAGGAUUUUCUUUCCAGGCUUAAUGCAGCAAAAAAAACAGAUGAACAAUUAAAGAUAACAAAAAAUCACAAUGUGCACCGUCAGACAAGUGACAUGGAAGCCUUUAUUUGUGAUUCCAACCCAGUUACACUGCAAAAGUUUGAGAAAAACUGCAAUGAUCAAUUCAACUUGCAAAGAACCAUGGGAGACAAGACAAUUGUAUUUUCCAGUGAUAACAAUGAAGACAUGAAUGUGACUCGUAGCCACACCGUUCUCAUUGAUGAAAAUUAUGAUAAAAGGAAAAGUAGAGCUUCUACUUCCGUCAAGUUGGAUUUCAAAACGUUAAUUUCAGGUGUAAAGACAAGUGAGGAGGAUAAUCUGUCCGGAAGAAGGCAGGCCCAUACACCUUAUAGUAGUUCUGAAGAUCAAGCGCUCUCUGGGAAAGCCCUUGCAGAAAACAAAUCUCAGUUUACAGGGUUCCUGUCAAGCAUUAACCCUAAUGGACAAAGUGCAUCUGUAAAUUUAAAUGGACCAAUUGAUAAUCUGCCAGUAAUUCAGCCAAAUCCUCCUUCAUUAAAAGAUGGAAAAGUAGACUUUAAGGAUUUUCUUUCCAGACUUAAUGCGGGUAAAUCCACGACUGCUAAAGAAAACAGUUUUGCUGCAAGUACAGAGAUGUUCAGUUUUGACUUGGACAAACCAUGGGCGAACAAUGCUAAUAGUUCUUUGCCAACUAACACUGAUAGUUUAGGCGUGAACUUCUUUCCAGAAAAAAGGAAUGUUUUGUUUGAGGAGCCGGAUAUGGAGAGUACCAAAAGCCACACUGCUGCAAUUGACGACAACUUUAUGAGACAGUUAACUGGUCAACAAGAGGAUUUUACUGGAAAUCAAAGACCAUGCAGUCUUCAACCAAGUAUGUCAUUAUUUCCCACUGACCAGGAACUAAAAAGGAGUGGCACUGUUAGCAAAAAGUCUGUUAACCGGGUAUUGUCUGAAAGUGUACCUGGUUCUUCAUUCCUUUUCCCUAAAGAUCAAACCAUUGUGUUUGCUGGAGAUGACAAUAUGGAUAUGACUAGAAGUCACACAGUUGCAAUAGAUAGUCAGAGUCUACAACAUAACAUGACUGGACAAAGUGUGUUUGGGACUGGUAGGGAAAUCCGCUGUGAAUCUGGAAAAUCUCUAAAGACAAGCAGUACUGUAGAGAAUCGUACAGAAAGGUCUGAACUUGGUCUGAAUCUGUCAAAGAACAUCACUACUCACUACUCCCAACCUGAUGAGCAAGAUGAUAUGGAAAUGACAAAAAGCCAGACAGUUGCAAUUGACUACAAGGAUAUUGAGGCAAUUAAUCAACAAAUGGAGAGCACAAGAACAUCUAGAAAAAGCGUGUCUGGCUUAUGUUCUAUUCCUGGUUAUAAAACCGUUGCCUUUAGAGACGAACAAGAUGAUAUGGAAAUGACAAGAAGCCAGACAGUUGCAAUUGAUUACAAGGAUGUUGAGGCAGUUAGCAAUCCAAUUACAUGGACCAGCAGAAGUGUUGGUGCCCCAGUAAUGUCACUUCCCACUGAUAAAACAGUUGUGUUUUCUGAAGAACUGGAUGAUAUGGACAUAACUAAAUGUCAUACCGUGGCUAUUGAUAGCAGAAGUCUUUUGCAAACUUCAGCUGGAGGUAAGAUGGACUGCAAGAAUAUGGAAGCAGUUAAUCCACUAAUGGAGAUCUGUAGAAAACCUCGGAAAAGUGUGGGUGGUUUAUUUUCUCUUCCUGCAGAUAAAACUGUUAUGUUCACUGAGGAACAGGAUGACAUGGACAUGACUAAAAGCUUAACAGUUGCUAUUGACUGCAAGACUAUUGAGGCAGUUAAUCCACUAAAGGAGUUCACCAGAAAAUCAAGAAGUGUGGCUGGUUUGACUUUUCCUGUAGUUAAAACUGCACUGUUUACAGAGGAACAUGAUGAUAUGGACAUGACUAAAAGCCAUACAGUGGCUAUUGACAGUAAGCGCUUUAUGCAAGCUUCAGGAGUCUUUUCAGAAUCCAAGUCUUUGUCUAAAAGUGGCCAAAACAGUGCUUUAGUCUGUGAUGAACAAGAUGACAUGGAAAUGACAAGAAGCCAGACUGUUGCAAUAGACUACAAAAAUAUAGAAGCAGUAAAUGUUGCAGCAGUGAGUUCCAGCAAAAGAGGUACUCCUGGGACCAUACCUACCGAUAAAACAGUUGUGUUUUCUGAAGAACUGGAUGAUAUGGACAUGACUAAAUGUCAUACCGUGGCUAUUGAUAGCACAAGUCUUUUGCAAACUUCAACUGGAGGUAAGAUGGACUGCAAGAAUAUGGAAGCAGUUAAUCCACUAAUGGAGAUUUGUAGAAAACCUCAGAAAAGUGUGGGUAGUUUAUUUUCUUUUCCUGCAGAUAAAACUGUUAUGUUCGCUGAAGAACAGGAUGAUAUGGAAAUGACAAGAAGCCAGACAGUUGCAAUUGAUUACAAGGAUGUUGAGGCAGUUAGCAAUCCAAUAACAUGGACCAGCAGAAGUGUUGGUGCCCCAGUAAUGUCACUUCCCACUGAUAAAACAGUUGUGUUUUCUGAAGAACUGGAUGAUAUGGACAUAACUAAAUGUCAUACCGUGGCUAUUGAUAGCAGAAGUCUUUUGCAAACUUCAGCUGGAGGUAAGAUGGACUGCAAGAAUAUGGAAACAGUUAAUCCACUAAUGGAGAUUUGUAGAAAACCUCGGAAAAGUGUGGGUGGUUUAUUUUCUUUUCCUGCAGAUAAAACUGUUAUGUUCGCUGAAGAACAGGAUGAUAUGGAAAUGACAAGAAGCCAGACAGUUGCAAUUGAUUACAAGGAUGUUGAGGCAGUUAGCAAUCCAAUAACAUGGACCAGCAGAAGUGUUGGUGCCCCAGUAAUGUCACUUCCCACUGAUAAAACAGUUGUGUUUUCUGAAGAACUGGAUGAUAUGGACAUAACUAAAUGUCAUACCGUGGCUAUUGAUAGCAGAAGUCUUUUGCAAACUUCAGCUGGAGGUAAGAUGGACUGCAAGAAUAUGGAAACAGUUAAUCCACUAAUGGAGAUUUGUAGAAAACCUCGGAAAAGUGUGGGUGGUUUAUUUUCUUUUCCUGCAGAUAAAACUGUUAUGUUCGCUGAAGAACAGGAUGAUAUGGACAUGACAAGAAGCCAGACAGUUGCAAUUGAUUACAAGGAUGUUGAGGCAGUUAGCAAUCCAAUUACAUGGACCAGCAGAAGUGUUGGUGCCCCAGUAAUGUCACUUCCCACUGAUAAAACAGUUGUGUUUUCUGAAGAACUGGAUGAUAUGGACAUAACUAAAUGCCAUACCGUGGCUAUAGACAGCAGUGGCCUUUUGCAAACUUCAAAUGGAGGCAAGAUGGACUACAAGAAUAUAGAUGCUGUUAAUCCACAAAUGGAGAUCACCAGGAAGCCUAAAAAAAGUGUGACUGGUUUAUUUUUUCUACCUGCAGAUAAAACUGUUAUGUUUGCAGAGGAACAUGAUGAUAUGGACAUGACUAAAAGCCAUACAGCGGCUAUUGACAGCAGGGUCCUUUCAGAGUCCUCCAGUAAAGAAAAGAUAGACUGCAAAAAUUUAGAGACUGUUAAUCCACUUUUUGGGACGAGAAAAUCUCGAAAAAGUGUGGCUGGUAUAUGUUCUCUUCCUGCAGAUAGAACUGUUAUGUUUGCAGAGGAAAAUGAUGAUAUGGACAUGACUAAAAGUUAUACAGUAGCUAUUGACAGCAAGAGCAUCUUACAAGCUCCAAACAAAGAAACGACUGUGUUAGAAUCUACUCUUUCUUUGUGUAAAAGUGACCUUAGUGCUGUUUUGUUGUCUGAUGAGCAAGAAGACAUGGAAAUAACAAGAAGCAAAACUGUUGCAAUUGACUACAAAAAUAUUGAUUUAAAUUGUGAACUAGUAAUGGGGAUCUCUAGGAAAAGUGCUGGUUUAGCAUCCCAUCCAUCAGAUAAAACUGUAGUGUUUUCAGGGGAAGAGAAUGAUAUGGAAAUUACUAAAAGUCACACAGUUGCUAUUGACGGUAGCAGCUUUGAGGCCAGUGCAAAACAGAACUUAAUUAUGCCAAAUAAGCCUGGAAGAGCAAGUUCCCUGCAGAUAAAUUGGAUUUCUCAGAACAAAAAGACUGAAGAUGAAAUGGAAAUGACCAGAAGUCAUACUGUCUGUAUAGAUGACCAGCUUCCUAUGGAGACUCGAGGUAUAUACAGUGUUGCAUCAUCAUCUGAUAAUAGGACUGUAGUAUUUUCAUCUGAACAGGAUGAUAUGGAUAUAACCAGAAGCAAUACAGUAGCAAUCGACAGCAAAGAUCUGCAGACCACUAAGAAUGUGAGAGAAUCAGUAUUGACUGCUCCUAAUGAGCAAAACAGUGUUUUCUCUGGAGGGGAAAACAUGAGUGCAAACCGUGGUAUUGGUGGCAGUAAUGAUAACAGUGCACAUCUAAACAAUAAAAAAAAAAAUUUUGACCCUGAGAAGCAAGAGGCAGAAGUUGUGGAUUCUAAAGACAAGAUAGAUGCUGCUCAUGUCAGUAAUCAAACUGCAAAACUCAAGAGAAAGAGUGUUUCUUUCAGAUUUCCAGAACAUGAAUUAGAUUCUGAAAGGGAAGUAAAAAUAAUCUGUACAGAUCCAACCACCGAGUUAAACUGUUUGAAUACUAUUCUUUUGGAAAACACUGAAAGUUUCAGAUGUCAGACACUAAAUAAAGAACUUACUGAAACUGUUCAUGUGGAUAAGGCAAGUGAAAACUUAAACAUGGGAAAUGAUGACGAGCAUGCACCCCACCAGCCUCCAAUGGUGGAAAGUGAUGGAAAUAUAUCAUUGCAGAAAACAUCUUUCUGCGAAGAAUCCAUAUUUACAGGAGAAGAGCCUCUACUAGUGGCCACAAAAGCUAGAAGGAGGAGUCUUGCUGAUAUCCAUUCAAAGCUUAAAAGCAUUCGAAAGAUUUAUGAAGAAUGUCCAGAGAAGGAAAUGUCUAGUCAUACAGCCCCUUUGCCUUUGCAGGUAAUAGAGUUAAAACCUGAAAACACAGAUCGCAAGAAAGAAGAUGCAUUAUCUAACAAAAGCUGUCGAAAUGAGAAUAAAAGCUUUGCUGACAAAAGUGAGUUCAUGGAAGAAGCACCUGAAGAGCCUAGGGAUCAGCCAUUGGAAAGCAGUUUUGUUCUUGGAGAUCAAACUAGGAAUGUGACUACGCCAGUAAACUUCAGCAAAGAAACGCCUCAAACAAAACGGGUAUCACUUGGAGUUUUCCGUCCUAAGCUGCCGAAUAAAAAGAGACCACAUUCGUCUGAAGGCUUUUUGGAUGACAGUAAUCCGACUAAGUUAACAGGCUACCAUCUCUUUGGAAAACACCUCACUAAAACAGCUGGUUUGGGAGCUCUAGAAGAUGCAUCUAGGCCACAAAGUACAUUUUCUUUAGUGGAAAACCUACAUGAAGAAAUACUUCCAGAAUUUAAUGACGAGAUGGAUUCAGCUGAAAGCUUGAACAGUGAAUUUCCAACAAGCUGUUAUGACGAGACCAAGCCUAUGGAGGAACUUCAAAAAAAGAGUAACACAGAGGAUUCAUUCUUUGUCUGCCCAGAACCAGUGGGAACAAGAGGCCAGAAAAGACCAUUGCCAGAAGACAGCAGUGAGGAUAAAAUGUUAAUUGAGAGUACUGAGAAAAGGAGGAGCCAAGAUGGGGUGUCUUCAAACAGAGAACAGGUGACAAAGUAUACGAGCCAGUGGGACAGCAGUGGAGAAGGUAUCGCAGCAGAAAAUCCACCAAGCAUGCUGGCUAAGACCUUGGACAGCACCAACUCUAGCAGCAACACACUGAACUUCACCAAAUGUGAUAGUACCUUCGGUGACUUAAGUGAACAGAGAUACAGUCAGAUGGAGUCCCAGUUUCUAGAUGGUGAUCGGUAUGAACACAACUUAAGAGAGAAAUGUCUGGAUGGCAGUAUCACAGUUAAAGAGUUUUUACAGGUCCUUGGGGUCAAUAUCCUUAUCCAGAGACCUAGACAGAGCCAGCUUCCCCCCAAAUUUGCAACCGAUGCAGCCCCUACACCUGAGGAUUGGCUAAAUGAGAUGUAUGUUUAUCGGCCACAACUUAAGGUUUAUGAGGAAGACUGCCAAGCCCUGUAUGAAACCGUUGAGAAGUUAAAGAAACGAAAUUGUGAUCAGGAGAAAAGUUUGAGGAGUUUAAAUGAACCUCUUUGGAAGAUGGUGAAAACGUAUUCUGAAGAACAGUUGAGAAGCCUAGGAUUGAUGCUGAAUGAAAGGAAGUCAGAUUUCAGAAGGAAAUCUAAAAUGUUGUCUCACGAAAGAAAGGUUGGCCUGUAUUCCAAGCUGCUGCAGUCUGCACAAUCUGAACAGAAGAAAUUGGAAGACAAGAUUACCAUGACUGACAAAUUACUUUCUGACCUGGAUGAAUGUAUGAGUUCUCUGGAAGCUGAAGCUACAAACAUGGAUUUAUUUGAGGUGGAAGAUGAUGACCACAGUAUUUCUGAGCUGGAACUCGCUGUGAAAGCCAUGGAAGAAGAAUUUGAACAUUUAAAGACACAGGAGGCAAAUAUUGAAAGAGAACAGUUGAAUUUAUAUUCUGAACAAAAGAACAUGAAGAGUAAACUUUGUAAGUUGCAGGAGAAAAAAAGGCAGUUGGAAAUGUCAAUUCAAGAGCUCAGCAGUUUGGCAGAAUGGACACUUUCUGAAUGGCUGGAUGAGAGAGCCGUCUUCACCUUUCUUAAUGGCUCCCUUGAACUUGAACUGAUAUUUGGAGAACCAAUUGAUGGAGUUCAGUUUAAUGGCAAACCAGGCAAGAAGAUACUGGAUAUAAAGGUUUACACACUCCUGGAUGAUGAGGCAGCCCCAUCAUCUUCACUUGUUGCUCACAAACUGAUCACCCAGUUUUUUGAGAGUAAAGGCAGCUUGUGCCAGAAAUACACAACACAGCAAGAUCUUCAAAAGCUUCUACUUGAUAUUUCUCUUGUGGUCUGUCGUUGUCGCCUCCUUGGAGAAGAACUCCAUUAUCUCCAGAAGAAUGGCCCUGCUAAGUUUGAAAUCCUGGAAAUGGUGAUUUUGAACACAGACAUCAAGAUCAUCUUCUCUAGUUUCAAAGCAUUUGCCAAGUUUGAGAUCACAUUGUCUCUAACCCCAGUUUACCCAGCAUCUCGACUUCAUCUGUCAAGUUUCAAAAACUACAUUGGAAACGCAAGCUGUGACCAGGUGGAACAAAUUAUAUCUACUGUUAAACCAGCAAAUUCUUAUUUGACCAGAAUAGUUGAAAAGAUUCACCAGAAUCUACUCACUAAAGAGCAUCCCUGGAACACUGUGUGUUGAAGAAGCUCAAUAUAUCCUCAUGUCAUUCUGUAUAUAUGCAAUGCAACGUGAUGCUGUACAAAGCCAUAUGGGUGCAGCAACCCCUGCCAAUACUGUGGAUAAUAUAUGCAGGUAAAGCCUGAAAACUUGUCUCAACCUUUUUUUUGUAACUUUGAAACAUGUUUAUGUAAAGAAUUGUUGUAAUAUGAAACUUGGUGUUCUCUUGUUAUAAUAUUUAGAAAGUUGGAUUUUGUCAGAUAUUCAAAUCAGUGUUCUGAUGUUUUUAUAAAGUAAAAAAUGUUAUUUCAGCAUAAUUUUAAAAAGGGGCAACAUUUGCUAUUUUUCAUUACUAAUAAAUGACAAAGACUUUGUUUUACAUUCUGAAAAUGCAGUGAUAUUCUAACCAAAUCAGAGAAGUACUUUUUAAGAGUUUUGUCCCUUUUUAAAAAACAAAGUGAAUUCAGUUGUUGAAUAAAAUGUGUUUGCAUCCAA